Molecule: messenger RNA, 1407 nt
Organism: Rhinocladiella mackenziei CBS 650.93
Lineage: Eukaryota; Fungi; Ascomycota; Eurotiomycetes; Chaetothyriales; Herpotrichiellaceae
Exons: 2
Coding region: 1-1407 (468 amino acids)
Source: RefSeq, a predicted model, not a curated record
AUGAAGACCAACCUACUCUCAGCCUGGCGUCGGACCGCAUCCAGCUUGACCAAAGAGGCCGGCGACAUCAGUUCUGUCUUCCCCUCACUCUCAGGCAAGAAGCCUGAUCCUCUACCGCCACGAUUCAGUGAUUUGAAAAAAUCACUGAUCAAGGGGAAUGAGGACGCCGUCACUGCAUCGUGGCAUAGGCUCCUCUCGAGCUUGAAGAAGGAAAUUGGCGAGAUCAGGUCCGAGGGUAGCAAUAUCAUACCGAGUAUUGAAUAUCGAGAUGUUGUCGCAGGAACAGUCCCCCGGCCGAAGCUUGAUGCGGUCCGACAUCGUGGCACAGCGGUCAUUCGCAACGUCCUCCCCAAGGAGGAGGCCUUGGAUCUCAAACAACGGGUUGAAGAGUACAUUGCUGCCAACAAAUCAAAGGUCAGGGCAUUUCCGCCCGACGAUCCAGCAGUGUACGAAUUAUAUUGGACACCAUCUCAGGUCCAUGCGCGAGCUCAUCCAAAUAUGCUCACGGCGCAAUCAUUUCUCGCGUCCUUCUGGCAUUCCUCAGACCCAUCGUCUGAGAUCUCAACCACUUACCCUUUGUCGUAUGCUGAUCGAUUCCGCAUUCGACAACCAGGUGAUUCCAAAUUCGCCCUAGGUCCACAUACGGAUGGAGGAAGUCUCGAGCGAUGGGAGGACCCCGAAUAUUCUCGGGUGUAUCAGUCCAUUCUCAAAGGGAAAUGGGAAGACUAUGAUCCAUUCGACGCCCGUCACCGUAUCACGGCCAGAAUGGACUUGUAUAAUGGUGCAGGAGCUUGCAGUAUGUUUCGACUUUUUCAAGGGUGGCUGUCCAUGUCGUCGACGAGCCCUGGCGAAGGGACGUUGAAAGUGUGUCCAUUGAUCCGACAUGCAACAUCGUAUUUGAUGUUGCGGCCUUUUUUCAAUACAGACACUGGAAAGCUCCACCUCGAUGCCGCAUUUCCUAACUCUGUGCCGGGGGCGUGCCAGGAAUAUAACUCUCUGACACACCCAGACCUCGAGCUGGAAACCACAAUGGUAAGCAUACCCCAUGUUGAGCCAGGUGAUUAUGUGGCCUGGCAUUGCGACACCAUCCACGCCGUGGAUAAGAAGCACCAUGGAAAUGGUGACAGCAGUGUCUUGUACAUUCCUGCUUGCGCCAUGACCCGAUCAAACGUGGAAUAUUUAAAUAGGCAACGCAUGAGUGCCCUAAAAUAUAGUCCACCACCCGACUUUCCAGGUGCUGGAGGCGAUGGUGAGGCUGGGUUUAACGGCGCGGUUGAUUGGGGCAAGAUCAACGACGAGGGAAAACGAGCUAUGGGAUUGGGAAUUCGUUGGUGGGAUCUCAACCAGGACAUGAGCGAAGGAGAACGAAAAGCUAUCCAAGAAGGGAACAGGGCAUUGUUUGGAUGA